Molecule: messenger RNA, 753 nt
Organism: Bubalus bubalis (water buffalo)
Lineage: Eukaryota; Metazoa; Chordata; Mammalia; Artiodactyla; Bovidae
Gene: FAM240C
Product: family with sequence similarity 240 member C
Exons: 3
Coding region: 370-651 (93 amino acids)
Source: RefSeq, a predicted model, not a curated record
UCAGAGGCCAGGAGGAGGGCUCCCACGCGGUGCUGGCCAGCGCUGGUGCCCACUUGGCAGCACAAGCCUCCCACAGGGGCUGCUGCCAGCAUCCGUGCCCCAGGGCUGUCCGUGGGGCCCCGCCUCCCUGGAGGCGCCCCAUGAUCAGCAGGGGUCUGACCCUGGCUCCUGCAGACUGCCACCCCACCCCGGGUCUUCCCAGCCUGGCAAGCAGAGUCUGUUCCCGCAGCCCUCCAGCUCUCCUGAAAGGAAGCCAGACAUUCUGGGAGCUCGCCUUCCUGCUGCAGGAACCCCAAGCUGAGGAGCUCGACGUGGGGCUCAGACCAACCUGCUCCUUGGGGGAACCUCUGCGACUGUGAAAUCCGGCCCAUGAACAUGAGCAAAAGCUACACCAUGAAGUACCACGGAAGGGUAACCUACGAUGCUGACGUGCUAAAGAUGUUUUGGGAGAAAAAAAUCAAGCUUCACAGGGAACAACUGCAAAAGGAGGACAUGAGGAUCCGCAGGAGUGCCCUGGACAGGCUCCGCGACGAGUGGGCUCGGCAGCUGGAGAGGAGGAACCAGAUGCUGCAGAGCUCCCAGGAGGCGCCCCCGCAGCCAGCCCCACUGGGCACCCCCGCCCUGAGCACCGGGGACCAGCUGGCAGCCUGAGAGCGCAGCUGCCCGCGGCCCCGUGCCGCCCUUGCGGCCGCCCAGCCCCUGCAUGGUUUUGCGUCUCUAGCGUGAUGUAAGCGCCCAAUAAAAUCUCAGAUG